AUGGCUGCUCAGAAAGAUCUCUGGGAUGCCAUUGUGAUUGGGGCAGGCAUCCAGGGCUGCUUCACUGCAUACCACCUGGCCAAACACAGGAAGAGGGUCCUCCUGCUGGAGCAGUUCUUUCUACCACACUCCCGAGGAAGCUCCCAUGGACAGAGCCGCAUUAUCAGAAAGGCAUACCCUGAAGACUUCUACACGAAGAUGAUGGAUGAGUGCUAUCGGAUAUGGGCCCAGGUGGAGCACGAGACUGGAACCCAACUGCACAGGCCAACUGAACUCCUAUUGUUGGGACUGAAGGAGAAUAUAGAAUUAAAGACAAUCCAGGCAACUCUGUCCAGGCAGGGGAUAGAACACCAGUGUCUUUCAUCUGAGGAGCUGAAGCAAUGUUUCCCAAAUAUUCGGUUCACCAGGGGAGAAGUGGGGCUCUUGGAUAAGACGGGUGGCAUCCUCUACGCAGAUAAGACCCUAAGAGCCCUCCAGGAUGCAAUUUGCCAGCUAGGAGGCACAGUGUGUGAUGGACAGAAGGUGGUGGCGAUAAGACCAGGGCUACCAGUCCUGGUGAAAACCACCUCUAGGAGCUACCAAGCCAAGAGCUUGAUCAUCACAGCAGGUCCUUGGACCAACAUGCUUCUCAGUUCCCUGGGAAUUGAGUUACCACUCCAGGUUCUGCGGAUCAACGUGUGUUACUGGCGAGAAAAGGUCCCUGGGAGCUACAGUGCAUCCCAGGCCUUUCCGUGCUUCAUAGGCCUGGAUCAGGCUCCUCACCACAUCUAUGGGUUGCCUGCAGGAGAGUACCCAGGACUGGUAAAGGUCUGCUAUCACCAUGGCAAUAAUGUGGACCCUGAGGAGCGGGACUGCCCCACAGUUUCUUCAGACAUCCAAGACAUUCAGAUCCUGUGCUGUUUUAUCAGAGACCAUUUUCCUGACCUGAGACCUGAGCCUGACAUCACAGAGUGUUGUAUGUACACGAAUACCCCUGACAAGCACUUUAUUCUUGAUCGCCACCCGAAGUAUGACAACAUUGUCAUUGGUGCUGGAUUCUCUGGACAUGGAUUCAAGCUGGCCCCUGUUGUGGGGAAGAUCCUGUGUGAAUUAAGCAUGAAAUUAACACCAUCCUAUGACCUGGAACCUUUUCGAAUCAGCCGCUUCUCUGGCCGGGGCAAAGCCCACCUUUGAUCUCUGGCCAGCAGCCUCCCUUCUGUGCACAGGAGUCAUCUUCUGGAAGAAUUCUUAGAAGGAUGACAUGGCCCUGAGAUGUGUCCUUUUCUCCAGCUUCUCUUGACUCUUCUAUAAACACCAAAUGAGUCUACUACCCUUCUUUCCCUGGUCAACUACCCAAUUUCAGUUCCUUUUUUGCUUCCAGAAAACCAGAUAUUCAUCAUGGCAGAGUAGCAAAGAACUUUGAAACAGAUGUGUUAGUAGAGAGAGGGUACUAGGACUGAC
Molecule: messenger RNA, 1440 nt
Organism: Castor canadensis (American beaver)
Lineage: Eukaryota; Metazoa; Chordata; Mammalia; Rodentia; Castoridae
Gene: Pipox
Product: pipecolic acid and sarcosine oxidase
Cellular component (GO): peroxisome
Molecular function (GO): sarcosine oxidase activity; flavin adenine dinucleotide binding; L-pipecolate oxidase activity
Source: RefSeq, a predicted model, not a curated record